CAGGAAUGUGCACUGGCCAACAUCUCCUCUAACGCCCAGGAAAUGGGCUGUCACCGGGCCCAGUAUUAGCUGCCCCUGUAUAAUGUAACUCUCUACAGCACAGACACAAGGAAGCAGUAUCAGGAGGAGACAGAAAGGACGGCUGAGACAUCUCAGAGGUGCUGAUCCCAAGGUCUAAUAUCAAAGGCCAUUAUGUCCCUGAGAGCGAUGGGCAUUUCUGUACUAUUCUUUGCAUUUCUCGCCGUAUCUCUUGCACAACAAGAUCUCAAUGGAAAAGUUUUCCUUUUUCCCGAACAAAGUGACAGCUCCUAUGUAAUCCUGAAGCCAGAGCUGAAAAAUACCUUAAAUAAACUCACCGUUUGCCUGCAAUAUUACACAUCUCUAGCGCGAGACUACGCUCUUUUCUCAUUGGCUACACGUGGAGCUGACAACGCCUUUCUCAUUUAUCCAACUCCGCCAAAUCUUUGCUAUGUUUAUGUAAACCAGGAAGACUUCUUAUUCACUAUAGAUGUACAAGCUCUAGACUGGACACACAUUUGUGCCAGCUGGGACUCCGGUACUGGUGAAGUUCAGCUUUGGGUCAAUGGCAAAUUGUAUCCUAGACGAUUGUGCCGUAAUAAAGGAUUUGUUUUACAGUCAGAAACAAGUAUAAUACUGGGGCAAGAUCAAGACACAUUCGGUGGGAAAUUUAGUGACGCGCAAUCAUUUGUUGGGGAAAUAAGUAACGUCAAUAUGUGGGAUUAUGUUUUAUCAGCUGAUAACAUGAGGAAGACUGUGUUUGAUAGGAGUGUCAGUGGAACAGUCAUUGGAUGGAGGUCCCUUCAGUAUGAGACUAAAGGGAAAGUUUCUGUUCUGCCUCAGUUGCAGUGCAAGUUUUGGGAUAAGACCUACAUCUCCUACGCCCAGUGCUCUGACAGUAAUACAAACAAAUGAUACGUCACCAGUAUAAGGCUGCAUAUAACACAACAGUUAAAAAGAAUAACCUGCAGAACUUUAAUGCUUUUGUAAUACGUAGAUGUUAUAUAUCUGCAACUUUUCCAUUGCUUUAAAUCUAAAUAAAUAGAUUUAUUUGUAUACUGUAAUAAUACUACUGUAUCUGGAGCAUGCACUAAGGCCUAUUGUAACUGCUUUAUAAAGAUUGUUAAAUUCAGCUUUUGAAAUAUUCCUUUCAAAUGUCGAAAUCUAAAAAGACACACGAAGGAUGUAUUUUCUAAUUGCUUUUAAUAAUAAAAAAAUACCACUUCCAAUUAA
Molecule: messenger RNA, 1251 nt
Organism: Pseudophryne corroboree (corroboree frog)
Lineage: Eukaryota; Metazoa; Chordata; Amphibia; Anura; Myobatrachidae
Product: C-reactive protein-like
Exons: 3
Coding region: 193-933 (246 amino acids)
Source: RefSeq, a predicted model, not a curated record